Malassezia vespertilionis is the source of this 4014-nucleotide messenger RNA. It is a transcript of the gene ECM16, whose product is annotated as RNA helicase. Gene Ontology annotation, biological process: maturation of SSU-rRNA from tricistronic rRNA transcript (SSU-rRNA, 5.8S rRNA, LSU-rRNA). NCBI's taxonomy places the organism in Eukaryota, Fungi, Basidiomycota, Malasseziomycetes, Malasseziales, Malasseziaceae. Bases 1 to 4014 code for a protein of 1337 amino acids. Gene Ontology annotation, cellular component: nucleolus; intracellular anatomical structure. The record is from RefSeq and is a predicted model, not a curated record. Gene Ontology annotation, molecular function: RNA binding; ATP binding. The transcript has a single exon.
AUGCAGCCCAAGAAGCGCGAGCGCUUCAAUGCGAAAGCGCGUCAGUCGAGCGUGGGCGGCAGCUCGCACAAAGGAAAAAAGUCGAUGCGUGAGCGAAUCGCGAUCCAAGAGGCGAAUACGAACGCGGUUAUGGUCGACGAAGAGACGAAAGCGGCGUUGGCUGCACAAGAUCAAAAGCGCCGCGCACUUUUGCGGGCGGGCGGAAACGACGAGCAUGGAAAGAUUGAUUCGAAGAAGCGCAAGCGGCUGGACAAGUUUAUAGAUGCGAAGCUGCGUAAAGAGGAAAAGGUGCGGCUCCUUGCAAAGCUGGCGCAGACCUCCGAGGAAAUCAGUGACCGGACCGAGCUCAUUAGCGCGGCGACGUUGGGCACUGGGCGGGCGACGAAGGAGGCGCAGCGUGUGAUGAAUCUUAUGAAUAAGGGGGAGCGCAAGCGUGGAGCUGUGUACGAUGUUCAGGAAGAUGAAGAAGACGAGGAUUUAGACGAAGGAGAAAAUAAAUUUGUUCGCGACGCUGAAGACGACCAUGUCGCACGCCAGGAACGUAUUUCCAACGCUGCGCGCACAUUUGAGUCGGACGGUGCGCACGCGCUCGUACCUACUGCGGCGUUUGGAUCUGCACUUGCGACGCAAUCCGAUGGCAAGCCCGUGAUGCCGACGAUGCGAAAACGGAAACGGAAAUCGAGCAUGAAGAGUAAUAUGGCAUUGGCAGAUCGGGUUGCUUUGUCUGCACACCGUCCAUUGCAGCAGGAUAUGGAAUUUUCAGAGGAGGAGGAUGAUGUGCAUACGUAUGAUGUGGACAAGGCCAUGGAAGAGGCACGCGCCCAAGUACGACACGAGCGGACGUGGAAAGUGCCUGUGGAGCCAUUGGGAUCGACGAGCGACGUGUCGGUUGCUACAGCAGAGCUGGAGAGCGAAGAUAGCGAGACGAAUGAAGAAGAGGAUGCAGUGUUAUUGCAUGCGAUGCGUCUGCGUGGGAUGCGUUUGCCCAAGGACGGAGGCAAUGAUAUCGCGUCUAUGGAGGGAAGUGAUCGGGAAGACGAAGAGGGCAAUGGCGUGGACGAUGACGAUGGCGAGGAUGAAUCCGACUCCGACUCCGACUCCGACUCCAGCGACGAAAACCCAACCACUGCACCCUCGUCCAAAAGCCAAGGAUUCAAGCAAUGGGCACUCGAGGCACUUGAUUUAGCCCGUCCUUCCGAUGAGCGCACCACCGAAGGCCAGCCCCUGGAGCCCGUCGGCGGCCAUGUCCAGCGCGUCGGCGAUCUGAUCCCCAAGGAUGGCAAAGCCCACGGCCCUCUCGGUGUUGCGCUUCCAUCCCCCGCCACCAAAUCUGCUUUCACGAAACACUACUUUGAUCAAGAAUCCACACGCAAUGACUCCAUUGUGCGGCAUAUCCCUGUAAAACGCAGCACUGCGCUGCAAAAAGCUCGCAUGGACCUUCCUGUGCUCUCCGAAGAAGACGAAAUCAUGCGCACCAUCAACGAAAACCCCGUCACUGUGAUCUGCGGCGAGACCGGCAGCGGCAAAACGACGCAGAUUCCCCAGUUUCUGUACGAAGCAGGCUACGCCUCGAAAAACAGCGCGAAUCCCGGCAUGAUUGGCAUCACACAGCCUCGUCGUGUCGCUGCGGUAAGUAUGGCCAAACGCGUCGCGCACGAAUUGAGUCUCGAUGAGAAUCGCGUCUCGCAUCAGAUUCGAUACGACGCAUCCACAAGCCCGCACACACAGAUCAAAUUCAUGACCGACGGUGUUUUGCUGCGCGAACUCGCCCAGGAUUUGCUCCUGGAAAAGUACAGCGUGAUUGUUGUGGACGAAGCACACGAGCGCAGCGUGAAUACCGACGUGCUUAUUGGCAUGCUUUCUCGUGUUGUGCGUCUUCGCGAGCAGCGCUGGAUUAAAGCCGACGCAAAGCAAAUUGCGCACCCAUUGCGUUUCGUGGUUAUGAGUGCAACGCUGCGCGUGAGUGACUUUACACAAAAUAGCCUCCUCUUUCCCACGCCACCGCCACUCAUUUCCAUCGACGCACGGCAGCACCCCGUCACAAUCCACUUCAAUCGACGCACCACACAAGACUACGUGACAGAAGCGGUAAGGAAAGCGUCCAAGAUCCACGCGCGGCUCCCUCAAGGCGGUAUUCUCAUUUUCCUCACCGGUCAGCAAGAGGUAGUGACCGUGUGCCAAAAACUGCAGCAAGCAUACGGCGCAGAAGCGCAUGUCAAGCGCUCUGCCGAGCUGGACGCGCCGUCUGCACGCAUUGCCGACGUCGAGGCCGAGGAGAUCGAGUUGGGCGUGGCCGAGCUCGAUGCAGCAGUCGACACCGACGCACAAGAGGACGCUGCGGCAUUGGAUAGCGACCAAGACGAUUCUCUUGCUCUGGAGCAUGCAGCGAUGCGCAUGCAUAUCCUACCACUCUACUCGCUCUUGCCGACGCACGAGCAGCAGCGUGUAUUUGCAGCGCCGCCAGAAGGCACGCGCCUCGUCGUCGUCGCCACCAACGUCGCAGAAACAUCCAUUACCAUCCCCCACAUCAAGUACGUGAUCGAUACAGGCCGUGCCAAGGAGCGGCGCGUGGAUGCACAAAGUCAGGUCCAGUCGUACGAUAUCCAGUGGAUCAGCAAGGCCUCUGCUGCACAGCGCGCGGGUCGUGCAGGCCGGACUGGCCCCGGCCACUGCUACCGCCUCUUCUCCUCCGCCGUGUACGAAGAAGUAUUUCCUGCGUUUGGCACGCCGGAAAUUCUGCGCACGCCCGUCGAAGGUAUUGUGCUGCAGAUGAAGGCAAUGAACAUUGACAAUGUAGCCAACUUCCCCUUUCCAACGCCGCCGGACCGCACCGCGCUCCGUGUUGCAGAACGCAUGCUAAUUCAUCUCGGCGCGCUCGAGCGUGCCGAGGCCACCGACGGACAGGGCCGACGUGUUUUGCAAGCGUCGAUCACCGAGCUUGGCCGCACCAUGGCCCUCUUUCCCAUCACGCCGCGCUACGCUAAGCUUUUGGCGCAAGGGAACCAGCACGGCUGUCUUCCGUACGCAGUCGCGUUGGUCGCUGCACUGAGCGUCGGCGACGUAUUUGAGCGCGAGGACUUGUUGCGCUUCAGCGGCGCAGACAUGGAUCCUGCAGAGGCAAAAGAAGCGCGCGGCGCUGCGCGCGCCGCAUACUAUGCAUCCAUGCGUAUUUUCGACGCGCUUGGCCAGGGCAGCAGCGACGCAUUCCGACUUCUCAGCGUCGUCGGCGCCUUUGCCCACGAAGCAGCGCACGGCCGCUCACUGGCGUUUUGCGAGCGGCACUCGGUGCGCCUCAAAGCGAUGGACGAAAUUCACAAGCUGCGCGCACAGCUCGGGCGCAUUCUCCUGGCCAACCUCGGCGGCAUUGCCGUCCAGGAGCGCGAGCGCAUCAUGGAUCCUUCAUUGCGUCUUCCCGGCCCGGCGCAAUGCAAGGUCUUGCGCCAGCUACUUGCCGCAAUGUAUGUCGACCGCGUCGCGGUGCGUGCUGAUGUGGUCGGCGCGCCGGAAGCCGAAGGAGCUCGCGGCGUAAAGCAUGCGAGCACGCGCGGCGUGCCUUAUGUAGCGCUCGGCGUCCACGGCGUCGUCUACAUCCAUCCCAGCUCCACCUUUUUUCACCGCCCGCCGCCAGAAUGGCUUGUGUUUGGCGAAGUGCAUGCAAGCGUGUCGAAGGAGGCGCGUGUGGAAGGAAUAGACGCGCCCCCACGCAAGCAAUGGAUCAAGAUGCUCACGCGGAUUAACCCGGCGUGGCUGCCAUUGCUGGGGCCGACCCUGUGCAACUAUAGCCAGCCUCUGGACGCCGAGUCGCACGGGAUCCUUGGCCGGCUUGCAGGCUCGGUGCGCGCACUGCGCCACGGCACUGGGUCUGGCGUGACAGAGCGCCAAGUGAUGCUGAUCCCGCGCUAUGGCGGCGCUGCAGAAGACGGCGGCGCAGGGCAAGGGCUCGGUUGGGAACUUGCUCCCGUCAAGGCUACACAGCGCUACGAGCAUGGCCGGUGGAUCACGGUUGGGCGCUAG